AGGAAAAAGCCGCACCUGACCCAGCUCGCCGUUGUAUCGUGAAAAAACAGACCUCAUUUAGAUCUUAAAAAAAAACACAAGAUUAAUCAUUUCUUCGUUUAGGGUUUCAGCGACAGAAAAUGGCAAUGAUGGCUGCUCUGAGACGCGAAGGAAGGCGUUUUGCUUCUCCUUUGAUAUCCCCUCAACCGAUCGCCGCCGCCGCUAACGCCACCCUCCGUUCCUCUCUCCUUGCCGCUGAUGAGCAUGUCCCUCUUGGAGUUCGUUCGAUUUCUACGCAAAUUGUCAGAAACCGUAUGAAGAGUGUCAAGAAUAUCCAGAAAAUUACGAAGGCUAUGAAGAUGGUUGCAGCCUCUAAGUUACGUGCUAUUCAAACUAAAGCUGAAAACUCCCGUGGGCUAUGGCAACCUUUUACUGCACUUCUUGGCGAUGCUCCUAGUGUUGAUGUUAAGAAGAAUGUAAUUGUCACUGUUUCUUCAGACAAAGGUCUUUGUGGAGGAAUUAACUCCACAGCAGUCAAGAAUAGCAGGGCUAUUCUCAAGUUGACUUCUGGUCCUGAGAAAGAAACCAAAUAUGUCGUCUUGGGAGAAAAGGCUAAAGCACAAUUGAUCCGUGACUCAAAAAAGGACAUCACACUGUGCAUCACUGAGUUGCAGAAGAAUCCUUUGAACUUUACUCAGGUAUCUGUUGUAGCAGAUGAUAUCUUAAAGAAUGUCGAGUUUGAUGCUUUGAGGAUUGUCUUCAACAAGUUCCAGUCUGUUGUCUCAUUUCUUCCAACCCUGUCAACUGUGUUAUCGCCCGAGAUUGUGGAGAGAGAGUCUGAAGCUGGUGGGAAACUUGGAGAUCUCGACUCUUAUGAGAUUGAAGGAGGUGAAACAAAGGGUGAAAUACUUCAAAAUCUAUCGGAGUUCCAGUUUUCUUGUGUCUUGUUCAAUGCUGUAUUGGAGAAUGCUUGCAGUGAGCAAGGAGCGAGGAUGUCUGCUAUGGACAGCUCAAGCAGAAAUGCCGGUGAAAUGCUUGAUCGUCUCACGCUUACCUACAAUAGAACUCGUCAAGCAUCAAUCACCACCGAGUUGACUGAAAUUAUAUCUGGAGCAUCAGCGCUUGAGGGUUAGUUGAAGAAAUGUUGAAGCUAAGAUACAUGACGGUGACGAAAUAAGACGGAACAAUUUCUUGAACUUAGUAGCAAUCUUUUGAGGAUGUUUUUGUUGUGAGGUAUUCAAUAAUCCUCCCCAGCAUCGGAUAACAUUUCUGGGAAUAGAAAACGUAACUUUGAUAGUUACAGUUGGUUUUCAAUAGUUUUACUUUUAAUGCUUUCAAAACUGAAAGCUGAAUGACUAUGGUUUUGAAAGUAGAGAAUUCUUGUAAAUUGUUGCCAUCCAUUUAUUUUUACGCAUGUGAGUGGACACAUUUGACGGUUUAAA
Messenger RNA from Mercurialis annua (annual mercury), 1421 nucleotides. RefSeq names its product ATP synthase subunit gamma, mitochondrial. Gene Ontology annotation, biological process: proton motive force-driven ATP synthesis. The transcript is spliced from 9 exons. Gene Ontology annotation, molecular function: proton-transporting ATP synthase activity, rotational mechanism. The coding region runs from base 120 to 1112 and encodes 330 amino acids. Lineage: Eukaryota; Viridiplantae; Streptophyta; Magnoliopsida; Malpighiales; Euphorbiaceae. The record is from RefSeq and is a predicted model, not a curated record.